Molecule: messenger RNA, 1947 nt
Organism: Kalmanozyma brasiliensis GHG001
Lineage: Eukaryota; Fungi; Basidiomycota; Ustilaginomycetes; Ustilaginales
Product: Protein kinase domain protein
Exons: 1
Coding region: 1-1947 (648 amino acids)
Biological process (GO): peptidyl-serine phosphorylation; mRNA cis splicing, via spliceosome; peptidyl-threonine phosphorylation
Molecular function (GO): protein serine/threonine kinase activity; ATP binding
Source: RefSeq, a predicted model, not a curated record
AUGUCAUACCAUCAUCAGGCGUCUGGAUCCGAUCGUUCGCACAAUGGGCAUCGUCCAGCCCGCUCCGGCGACCGUCGCUCACCACCCUCCUCUGCAGCCUCGUCUUCUCGAGAGCCACUGCAGAAACGACCUCGAAAUGAUGACGUGAAGUCAGCUUCAGCCCGAGGAGCCUCACAAUCAACCUCAGUCUCUUCAGCAACUCAGAACAGGCGACACGACCGCCUCAGUCUCGAAGACGACCAAGUUGUGACCCCGCAUCUUGACAGAUUGCUCGACCAAUUGGAUGCUGGCAUCGACGAGGAAGAGCAAAGGCGCAGGACGCUGGAGGAGAGUCGCAAACGGCGACAGGCUAUUCUGCAAAAGCACAGCAGCUCACAGACUUCGACUCCACCUGUGCCUCCACAUGUCAGCUCCUUGAAGUCCGCUUCGAGCGUAUCAUCCCUCCAUGCGCAUCAAGCUCCAACCGCCAAGACAAACAGCGGAUUUGACCCCAAGGACGGUCAGGCGGCAUUCUCGCUGGUAAAGAAUGCAUCUCGAGGCAUCAGCGCUGUCGAUGCUGAUGCGGAACGUGUUUCGGCUGCAGAGCUCGAUCCGGAUGCUGACCGCGCUCAAGAGCUCUCUCGACUCGAACAGCGUCGACAAUCACAACUCCAGCAAGCGACGAAAGAGCUGAGCUCAAAGAAGCACGAGGAAGAGUUCGAAGAGGUCGAGGUGACCGACGAGGAAGAAGAUGCCGAGCUCGACAUGUUUGCUCUGUCUGACGACGAAGGAGCGGCCAAGAAGAAGAAGACCAAGAUCAUUGGCGUGCCCAAGCGCAAGGACACAAAAGCCAAUCUCGUCAACACCACGAAAGGGCUGCCGGUGUCGGAUGCAGCUUCGAGCAGCACCGCGAACCUGGCAAGCAAUUGGGACGACAGCGAGGGCUAUCUGCGCACCAUUCUGGGCGAAACACUCGAUGAACGCUAUCAGAUCUUUGCAGUGCUGGGCAAAGGCAUGUUCGCCUCGGUGGUGCGAGCGCGCGACCUGCACGACAAUGGCACCGAAGUGGCGAUCAAGAUCAUCAGGGUGCAGGAGAGCAUGUACAAGGCCGGGAUCAAGGAAGUCGGCAUCUUGCGAAGGCUGAACCAGUCGGAUCCGGACGAUCGCAAGCACGUCGUACAACUCGAAAGACACUUUGACUAUAAAGGUCACCUCUGCAUGGUGUUCGAGUCGCUGGCGAUGAACCUGCGCGAGGUCGUUCGUAGGUACGGUCGCGAUGUGGGUCUCAACCUGCAAGCGGUCCGAGCUUAUGCGCAUCAGCUGCUUCUCGCGCUUUCUCAUCUCGCCAAGAACUCGGUCAUCCACGCCGACAUCAAGCCUGACAACGUGCUUGUCAACGACACCAAGACCUUGCUCAAACUUUGCGACCUGGGCUCAGCAUCGUUCGUCCACGAGAUGGAGAUUACGCCGUAUCUGGUCUCUCGCUUCUACCGAGCACCGGAGGUCAUCCUCGGACAGGCGUACGACUGCUCGGUCGAUGUCUGGUCCACGGGCUGCACACUGUACGAGCUCGCCACCGGCAAAAUCCUCUUCCCCGGCAGGACCAACAAUCAUAUGCUCCUCUUGAUGCAGGAGCUGCGAGGCCGUUUCACCACCAAGCAGAUCCGCAAGAGUCAGUAUGGCGAGCAGCACUUCGACGACGCCAAUGCGUUCCUGUCGAUGGAACCCGACAAGAGCACGGGUCAGAGUGUGGUGCGGAGGGUGAUGGUGCAGAAGCCCGUGAUGGAUCUGCGAGCACGAUUGCUGCCGACGGAUGCAGCUAAGCAGCUCAAGGCGGACGAGCUCAAGAUGAUGAAUCAUUUCGUAGACCUCUUGGAACGAUGCCUAGAGCUGGACCCUGCCAGACGCAUCAAGCUGAAAGAUGCGCUCGAGCAUCCCUUCCUAGCGCAUGUUUCGAGAUCCGGCUAG